Molecule: messenger RNA, 5622 nt
Organism: Astyanax mexicanus (Mexican tetra)
Lineage: Eukaryota; Metazoa; Chordata; Actinopteri; Characiformes; Acestrorhamphidae
Exons: 4
Coding region: 65-2146 (693 amino acids)
Biological process (GO): intracellular protein localization
Cellular component (GO): cytoplasm
Molecular function (GO): protein kinase A binding
Source: RefSeq, a predicted model, not a curated record
UUUUCACUUCCGCUCAGCGUAACUACAACGUCGGACUGAAGCUUUUACACAGAUCUUGGUGAAGAUGGCUGAAGAGUGGUUGAGCAGUAGCCUGAAACUCUGUCAGCUGACAACUAGUCCAAAUACUGAGACCUCUCAUGUCUGGGAUCCAGUGGAAGCAAGCUUUAACACCCAGUCAUACCCUCAACCUGAUUAUGACCAGUCAUCUAUUUUCACGACACUGGAGGCAUACAGCAGUGCCUUGGAUGAGACACAGGCUAGAAGAUCAGAUGUUGAGAAUCUAAAACCCAAGCCAGUAGAGGCAGACAUUAUUCACCAAUUUGCUGACAUGUUAGCUGUAGAUAUAUUGGAUGCUACAGUGAGGAGAAGAGGCACUCAAUUCAAUACUGACAGAAUGGAAAUCACUGAUGUGCCUGAAACAACCAAAUGGACAAUUAGUGACCAGGAAACGCUUGCUAAGAAGUUAGCGUCUGAGAUCUUUGAGAGUGCACUGGAGGAGUUAGCCCAGCACAGUGGCCUCACAGGUGGAAGAAGUGAAUUUUUGCAAGAACAGAUCAGUGAGAAAGAUCUCCACUGUGACCCAUAUUCAUCCAUGCACUGCUGUGACCAUGAAGAGCCUGACAUGGAAGUCGAUUAUUCCAAGAUGGAAGAAAAUGAAAGCAAACAACCUCAUGAGAGGCUUUUCAACGAUCCAGGUUCUAGAGCCCAGGGUCACUCUGAAUCAGACUUCACUGCAGCAUACUCUAACACACUGAGUGAUAUGGCUAACAUGGGCUCUCUUGACUACCCUGAUGCUCCACCAAGCACCCCGUUGCUCCCAGAGAUGAUGAAGAGUCGAGCUAGCUUCACUAGGAAGUUGAAAGGAGGAUUAGCAAUGGAGUUCCUACCAUCACCUCCUCCUCCAACCCCAAAAGAUCAGCAGUCUGAAUCCUUAUCUGAGGACAAGAUGACAGAAACGGUCUCGGACAAAUCCGAGUUCAUGGUGCGAUUGAUGCGCUCACUGUCGUUAGCAUGCUCACAGCAUGGAGAAAAGGACACUGAGGGGCAGGAUUCUGGGAUAAUUGGGAUGGAAGAUGAAGGCAAGCCUCAAAACAGGAUUUCCACACUGUCAGACUAUGCAGCCUGGCUGUCUGAGGAUAUCAUCAACUGCAUCACUGCAGCAAAUCCUGACUCCAGAGUAAACAGAGAUGCACCUGUCAGAGAUGUGCAGCUCCUGGCCCACCAUUUGGCUCAGGAGAUCAUUAUAAUGUCUGUAGCGGAGGUGAUGGGAACCAAGAGAGUGGACAGAAAAAACGAGCAAAAUAGUCACAUGUCAAACGUGGUGGAUGGAAUGGCAUCCUGUGUGGAGGCCAGCGUGGAGAAGGCAACCCCACCAUUAGGUGACACUUUACUGCCAAGUUUAAGCCCUCCUGUCCAAGAUAUGGAGGUGCUGAGAGCCUUGGCUGGGAGGCUAAUUGCGCAGACUCUGGUUCAGGCUGUCUCCGAGCUGGAAAAAGGAAUAAUACAACGUGCCACAAGACAACAGCUUCCAGGUGAAGCAUCAGAAGCAGUGCCAUCUGAAGCAAGAAAAGUUCAAGGCCGUGAUUUGUGUCUGAACACCACCACCACCACCAUGUCCAAACAAACCACAAGCACUCAAUGCUGUAAUGGGGAAUCAGUGCAGAACUACAUCAUGUCUGAUUCCAGAACUGUGACGUCAACAGCGGAUUUCUCCUUUGCUGAGAAGAUUGCAUGUGAAGUGCUUAAGUGCUCCAUGCAAGAAGCUUCCAACUCCCUCUCAAGGUCCAAUCAAAUUGCUGUUGAUUCAGAGAGACUCAGUACCUCAGACACUGCUCUGGGUGGCACGGAACAAACUGUUCUGAAGGGCUUUAUUCCUGAUAAGUCGUGUCAAGAUGUUCAAGAGUUACAGUGUAUCCUCCUCUGGGCUGCAGCCUCCCACACCAAUGUCUCAGUUUUACAGCUGGAUGUGUCUGACACUCAUAUUCAGCAACAGCUCUGCAGCCUCUCUCUGAAGGCCCAGUUUCACAGCUGGACUGUUGAGGACCUGCUGGUAUCUGUCCUCCAGUACUGUGAAGAUCCGCAGACCGCCAGCAGAGGGCAGCGUAAGAGUGACAGGUCUCUCCUGGGGCAUCUACUGCUGCUCUGAGUGAGCUAACUUUAGCCUCACACAGUCAAGAAAGACUCUAGAUCUGCAUGGUGGACAGCCUGAAAUAGCCUGCAUUAGAUUUUUGUAAUAGAAGCUUCUUCCAAUGCACUGCACUGCAGAACAUCAGCCCCAAGCGCUUACAGACGGACAUCAGACAUCAACUGCUCACAGCUGAGCGUCAGUCAAGGUUGAAAGCUAAAGCUAUGGAUAAUUCUGGCUAAUGUGAAAUAUGCACCUGAAAUCAACAUGCUGGGAACACUGAACACAUGGCUCGAGCUGAAUCAAGCCUUCUACAGGCCUGCUGGCAGAGCACGAGGCUGACCCUGGAACAAAUUCUCGAACCGUAUGACUUUCACCAUUACACAGCCAGUUGUGGCGCAGUGUAACACCCAUCUGGACACAACUGGGAGGAAACAAGAGUCAAGCGCCAGCAACAUGAUGAACAUCUGCUUGCGACCGCCCACAUAACUCUCACCUUACAUUAAUAUAGAGCGACAGAAUAAGGAUGCAAUACAGAUGGCUGUUCAGACGAGUUCAGACUGACUUCGCUGAUUUUCAGACAUUAAUAUGGAUUGAGGACACGGGCCUGAUCUCAAACUGAAUCAAUCCCAGUCCAUGGUAAAAGGGGUCACCUCCAGCAGCACAGCACCCCAACAACUUGAAUUUUGGAUAUAACCACUCUGUAUUAUGCAAGAAGUGAAGCGUUGUCAACAUCAGCUGUAAUCAAGAAACUCAGUUAAGACAUGCCAUAAAAGCAGCAUUGCUAAAAUACAGCGUGACGCCAUCAUGCUCGGCCUGGUGAUUGAAAGGGCUGUUAUGAAGAGCGCUUUGGAGACUGUAAAAGCAGACUUUUUACAGCAUCCCAUUAAUACUCCCAGAGCACAGAUACCUAACAUGGCAGGAAUGUGCUUUAGUGAACUCUUGCCUCCCACUCUCUCCCACUCUUGGCCACCGCUGCUCAAAUGUAACAGCAACUACACACACUCUCACACACAUACAAACACACACACACACUUUCACUUACACUUACACACUCACUCACACACAUACAUACUCAGGGGUGCUGACAUCGCAGCUGUGGUCCAGAGAAGACACAAUGGGUUUCGGUCCAGCCCUGUUACAGCAUCUGGAGAAGUAUUUGUUCCAGCAUUUAAGGGAGUUACGCUGCCACAAAAGAGAGGAGAAGGAGCAGUAAGAAAACGAGUAAGAAAAUGAAUAAGAAAGGCAGGCCGCAGAUGGACAAAGAGAGAAAAAAAAAAGAAAAAAGAGAGAAGGAUAGGGUGAUUACGACACAGUUUAUGCGUCCAGAGCUGAAUGGAUCGCAGGGGUUCUGGAAAAUCUUCCAGCUCCGAUCCCUCGGCGUCUCCCCAGGGCUGCAACACAUCCAUUUAUUUUUCUCCUUCAAGAGCCAGAAAUAUGCACGGUACACACAAAGACCACCCCCCCCCACCCACUCACUGGCACGGGCCUCGUGGCACCGGGAUUCAUUUAAUACACACAUUCUCUCGCAGCGCCAGUUAAUCAGGGCUCCCAACACACUGCCACACUUCAUUCGGGUCAGCGAUGAUGGAGAACAAGCCUUUGUGUUUGUGUAAUUACAGGUACAGGUGACUGAAAAGAGUCCAAAAGGACCCAUGCAGAGCGAAGAAAAGAAAUAUUACCAAAGUGCAACCAGAGGAUAUUAUAAGGGAGUUCUGUAUGUUUGGCUGCCUGAAGCUAAUUUGCUGCAUAAAGCUGAAAAAAAAGACUUUACACUUUACAUGUGUUGCACGUGUAGUGACUGAGAGCUGCAGACUCCUGCUGCACAGGUUUAUGUGUUCAGGUGAUGAUUAGGCUGUUGAUUUUAAGGCUACGAGAUAUACAAUAUAUACAGAGUUUGUACUGAUUCUUUGUAUUUUUUUUUCCAAAGUAAAUUAAUACAAUUCUUUAAGGAAAUGCAGUCAUAUCUAAGUGUGUUUCUAAUGUAGGUACAUGUUAACAAUCCUUGUAAUAACAGAACUAUCGACUAUUAACUAUAUAUCAUCACUAUAAUAGCAUAACGUACUCUUGUGUGGUUAUACAGUACUAGUCACAAGUUUGGAUGCAACUUCAGUUAUGUGGUUUUUCAUCAUUUAAAUCAUCAUUUCUGCAUAGUAGAUAAAAACAAAAGUCAUCCAAACUAUUAAGAAAAAAAUACCAGAAUAUGUUUUAUAUUUUAGUUACUUCUAAGUAGGAACCUCUUGCUAAGAUGACAGCUUUGCACACUUUAUGAGGUAGAGUCACCUGAUAUAGCUUUCAGUUAACAGCUGUGCUAAACUUGUCAAGAGUUUAUUGCUUGGAUUUCUAGCCUUUUUAAUGUUGUAAAGACGUAAAGUUGGUAUACAGAAAAUAACUCUAUUUGAGUAAUGUUCUAAUCCAUAUUAUGGCAAGAACCACUUAAUUAAACUAAGUCUUAGUUUAUUUAAAAAUUUAAAAGACUAUCAAAUACGUUAUGAUAAAAAUAUGUUAUCUCAUCAGAACUGCCCCAGAAAAAAAAGACCAAGAGUUUCUCUGUUGCACAAGAUAAGUUCAUCAGAGUUACCAGGAGCACUUUGUAGUUCUAUAGGUCCUGUAUCUAUUUAUCUACACACCUUAAUAUCCUCCUUGCAUCCUGUUCUACAAUGAUCAGGACCCCACAGGAUAGACCACCUCAGAGCAGUUAUUACUGUAUUUGGGUGGUGGGUUAUUUUCAGCACUGCUGUGGUGGCGGUGGUGUGUACAUGGUAGUGUAAUACCAUAGUAGUUACAUUGCUAUUGCAUAGACUGUUCACGUGUAAAUACAUAGUUAUUACAGAUACUGACUAUAAAGUGGAAAUUAGUUGUUGAAUAUUUCACAUUGAUGUAUUAUUUGUAAAUCUAUUUGCACUGCCUUGAUUUAUUAGUAUUAAUAUCUCCAUUCAAAUUCUUAAUAUGUAUGCUACCAAUAUAUUUCAAACAUGUUGUACUUGUAAAAUCUAUUCAAAUGAAAUAGAUAUUUCAGAUUAUAAAUGACUUAUUCAUUCAUCCUCCUAAAUGUCUCACCUGUAGAGGUCAAUUUUUAAUAAGAUUUAGGGGUACUAAACUGUGGAAUGGGUUUUCCCUUCAUCAAAAUAAUAAAAAAAAACUUAUCCAUGAAACAUUACAAAAAAUAGUAAAGAGACCAUUUGGAAAAAAAUCCUAAAUAAUAAAACAUUUGUAAAUGUCAGAAUCUUUCGAUUUUAGGGAAAAAAAUCUUCUUAAGAAUGGAAUUGGCAGUUUUAUAAAUGCAAACACAGUUAAAUGUGAAACACUUAAGCAAACAAUAUGUUCAUUUUCACUUCCAUUGAAAUAUAAUGCAUUUCUGUUAUCUUUUUCCUUUAUAUUUCCAUUUGCCUUUUUCAGGAAAGCUUUAGUUUUAUUUGCAUAUGUUCAAUAAGCAUAUUCAUAUGCAUUUCUUUGUCUUAAAUGGGCUAUAUCAAAUAAAUAAAUCAUUAUUUUUC